AUGUCUUGCUACGACCUGUGCCCCACCACCAGCAGCAUCACCUGCCCCCAGCCCAUCGCUAACAGCUGCAAUGAGCCCUGUGUCCGCCAGUGCCCUGACUCCACCGCUCUGAUCCAGCCACCUCCUGUUGUUGUCACCUUCCCCGGCCCCAUCCUCAGCUCCUUCCCCCAGCAAGCCGUGGUGGGCUCCUCCGGAGCACCUGCCUUUCCGGGCUCCCUGGGGCUGGGGGGUCUCUACGGCUCUGGGAACCUCUAUGGUUAUGGAGGUUCUCUGGGAUAUGGGUCCCAGUAUGGAUAUGGGAGUUCAGCUCUCUCCCCGCUCGGCAGUGGGUACUGCAGCCCCUACUCCUCCCGCCGCUACAGCCGGUUCCUCCGCAGCAGCUGUGGGCCCUGCUAA
This is a messenger RNA of Antrostomus carolinensis (chuck-will's-widow), 396 nucleotides long. RefSeq names its product scale keratin. The transcript has a single exon. The coding region runs from base 1 to 396 and encodes 131 amino acids. Gene Ontology annotation, cellular component: intermediate filament. The record is from RefSeq and is a predicted model, not a curated record. Lineage: Eukaryota; Metazoa; Chordata; Aves; Caprimulgiformes; Caprimulgidae. Gene Ontology annotation, molecular function: structural constituent of cytoskeleton.